Molecule: messenger RNA, 5284 nt
Organism: Nothoprocta perdicaria
Lineage: Eukaryota; Metazoa; Chordata; Aves; Tinamiformes; Tinamidae
Gene: TRPM1
Product: transient receptor potential cation channel subfamily M member 1
Exons: 26
Coding region: 91-4986 (1631 amino acids)
Biological process (GO): protein tetramerization; calcium ion transport into cytosol
Cellular component (GO): membrane
Molecular function (GO): calcium channel activity
Source: RefSeq, a predicted model, not a curated record
AUAUGUAGCUUACAGAAAAAGUCAUCAACCUUUCUUCAUCAAAUACCCCGCAGACAACGGUGCCCAGCAACCUACACUGUGCCCAUUCCCAUGGGUCAGAAGGCUUGGAUAGAGAAGACCUUUUCAAAAAGAGAAUGCAUCUAUGUGAUUGCUAACAACAAAGACACUGGCAGGUGCUGUUGUGGCCAGCUUAUUAACCAACAUAUUCCACCUCCUCCAAGUGUAACUCAUAAAAAUGGUGAAGAAACAAAGCAAGUGGAAGCUCAGCCAGAAAAAUGGUCUGUCAGUAAGCACACCCAAACAUACCCAACUGAUGCCUAUGGAAACCUUGAAUUCCAAGGAGGGGGACAUUCAAAUAAGGCCAUGUAUAUCCGUGUGUCAUAUGACACCAAGCCAGAUUCUCUGCUGCACCUGAUGGUGAAAGACUGGCAACUGGAACUUCCCAAACUUUUAAUCUCUGUCCACGGAGGCCUCCAGAACUUCGAACUGCAACCUAAGUUAAAGCAAGUAUUUGGAAAAGGCCUAAUCAAGGCUGCCAUGACCACUGGAGCCUGGAUUUUCACUGGAGGCGUCAGUACAGGUGUCAUUCGGCAUGUGGGAGAUGCCUUGAAAGACCAUUCUUCCAAAUCCAGAGGACGAAUUUGUGCCAUAGGAAUUGCACCGUGGGGCAUUGUAGAGAACAAAGAAGAUCUGAUAGGAAAAGAUGUAACUCGGGUUUACCAAACAAUGUCAAACCCUCUAAGUAAGCUCUCUGUGCUCAACAGUUCCCACACACACUUCAUUCUGGCAGACAACGGUACGCUAGGUAAAUAUGGAGCUGAAGUGAAAUUACGACGGCAGUUGGAAAAACACAUUUCCCUCCAGAAAAUUAACACACGGCUAGGACAAGGUGUCCCUGUAGUUGGGCUCAUAGUGGAAGGGGGUCCUAACGUGAUCUCCAUUGUCUUAGAGUGUCUGCGAGAAGAACCUCCUCUUCCUGUCGUGAUUUGUGAUGGUAGUGGACGAGCAUCUGAUAUUCUGUCAUUUGCACACAAGUACUCAGAAGAAGGGGGGAUAAUAAGUGAAUCCCUCAGGGACCAGCUUCUAGUGACCAUUCAGAAAACUUUCAAUUACAGCAGGAACCAAGCCCAUCAGCUGUUCAUGAUUCUUAUGGAGUGCAUGAAAAAAAAGGAACUUAUCACUGUAUUUCGUAUGGGAUCUGAAGGGCAACAGGACAUUGAGAUGUCUAUCUUAACUGCUCUUCUCAAAGGUACCAAUGCAUCUGCACCAGAUCAGCUAAGCUUGGCUUUGGCUUGGAAUCGCGUAGAUAUUGCACGCAGCCAAAUCUUUGUCUUCGGACAUCACUGGCCACCCAUAGGAAGCCUUACAGCUACUGAUGGUACAGCCCCUGAGAAGGAAAAGAAGUCCCCAGCACCUCAGACUAAAGCAGCCAGAGGGAAAGGAAAAGGGAAGAAAAAGGGAGGAAAAGCAAAAGAAGAACCAGAAGAAGAGACAGAUCCAAGAAAACUUGAGCUUCUGAACUGGGUGAAUUCCCUGGAGCAAGCUAUGCUGGAUGCCCUCGUUCUAGAUCGAGUCGACUUUGUGAAGCUUCUCAUUGAGAAUGGAGUGAACAUGCAGCACUUCCUUACUAUCCCUCGACUGGAAGAACUUUAUAAUACUAGAUUGGGUCCACCGAAUACGCUGCAUUUGCUAGUCAGAGAUGUUAAAAAGGGAAAUCUUCCACCGGAUUAUCAUAUCAGCCUUAUAGAUAUUGGUCUUGUACUUGAAUAUCUCAUGGGUGGAGCUUAUCGCUGCAACUAUACCCGAAARAGCUUUCGGACUCUUUAUAAUAACUUAUUUGGACCAAAGAGGCCGAAAGCCCUUAAGCUGCUUGGGAUGGAGGAUGAUGAGCCUCCCACCAAAGGGAAAAAGAAGAAGAAGAAGAAAAAGGAGGAAGAGAUCGAUAUUGAUGUGGAUGACCCAGAAGUCAGCCGUUUUCAGUAUCCAUUUCAUGAGCUCAUGGUAUGGGCCGUGCUCAUGAAACGGCAAAAGAUGGCACUCUUCCUUUGGCAGCGAGGGGAAGAAACUAUGGCCAAGGCACUUGUUGCCUGCAAACUGUACAAGUCCAUGGCCCAUGAAUCUUCGGAGAGUGAACUGGUGGACGACAUCUCUCAGGAUCUGGACAACAAUUCAAAAGAUUUUGGCCAGCUGGCUGUUGAACUUCUGGAUCAAUCCUAUAAACAUGACGAGCAGGUUGCUAUGAAAUUACUGACCUAUGAACUGAAAAACUGGAGUAAUUCCACCUGCCUGAAACUGGCUGUGGCAGCUAAACACAGGGACUUCAUAGCUCACACGUGCAGCCAGAUGCUUUUAACAGACAUGUGGAUGGGGCGACUGCGCAUGCGGAAAAACCCAGGGCUUAAGGUUAUAAUGGGGAUCCUCUUCCCUCCCACCAUACUUUUUCUAGAGUUUCGCAGCUAUGAUGAUUACUCUUAUCAGUCUUCGAGAGAAAAUGAAGAGGGAAAAGAAAAGGAGGAGGAAAAUGUGGAUGCAAAUGUGGAUGCAGGCUCCAGGAAAGGAGAUGAAGAGAAUGGAAAUAAAAAACAAAGAAGCCUUCCAAUUGGAACAAAGAUCUAUGAGUUCUAUAAUGCACCCAUUGUCAAAUUCUGGUUCUACACAAUAUCAUACCUGGGUUAUUUGAUGCUGUUUAAUUAUAUGAUCUUGGUGCCAAUGGAACAGUGUCCAUCAGUCCAGGAAUGGAUUGUCAUCUCCUACAUUGUGACUUUGGCUUUAGAGAAAGUAAGAGAGAUUCUGAUGUCAGAACCUGGCAAACUGAGCCAAAAAGUGAAAGUCUGGCUGCAAGAAUACUGGAAUAUUACCGACCUAGUGGCUAUCUCAGUAUUCAUGAUAGGAGCAAUUCUUCGUCUACAGAAGCAGCCAUACAUGAGUUAUGGAAGAGUGAUUUACUGUGUAGAUAUAAUUUUCUGGUACAUAAGAGUACUAGAUAUCUUUGGUGUGAACAAGUAUCUGGGACCUUACGUCAUGAUGAUUGGAAAGAUGAUGAUUGACAUGCUCUACUUUGUGGUAAUUAUGCUUGUGGUUCUGAUGAGUUUUGGAGUAGCCCGCCAAGCUAUUCUGCACCCAGAUGAGAAGCCUUCUUGGAGACUAGCUCGCAACAUCUUCUAUAUGCCCUACUGGAUGAUCUACGGAGAGGUGUUCGCAGACCAGAUAGACCGUAAGAAUAGAAUUCAUACUCCGUGUGGGGACAACCUUUAUGACGAGGAUGGUAAACGCCUGCCCCCAUGCAUCCCGGGGGCCUGGCUCACUCCUGCUAUUAUGGCCUGUUACCUCUUGGUAGCAAACAUCCUGCUGGUAAACCUGCUCAUUGCUGUCUUCAACAACACCUUUUUUGAGGUAAAAUCAAUAUCCAACCAGGUCUGGAAGUUCCAGCGGUACCAACUGAUCAUGACCUUCAACGACAGACCCGUCCUUCCCCCACCAAUGAUCAUCUUCAGCCACCUCUACAUAAUUAUCAAGCGGAUCUGUUGUCACUGCAAGAAGCGUGAGGGAGACCAGGAUGAGCGUGACAGGGGACUGAAAUUAUUUCUGAAUGAUGAAGAGCUAAAAAAACUGUAUGAGUUUGAAGAGCAGUGUGUAGAAGAAUAUUUCCAGGAAAAAGAGGAUGAGCAGCAAUCAUCUAAUGAUGAACGUAUCAGAGUCACCUCUGAAAGAGUUGAAAAUAUGUCUAUGAGGCUUGAAGAAGUGAAUGAAAGAGAACAUUUUAUGAAAGCUUCCCUGCAGACAGUCGAUCUUCGGCUCUCUCAGUUGGAAGAGCUGUCCGGUCGGAUGGUUAAUGCCCUUGAGAAGCUGGCGGGCAUUGACAAGUCUGAGCUGACGUACACGCGCUCACGGGCUUCCUCUGAGUGUGAUGCUGCGUAUCUCCUAAGACAAAGCAGUGUCAACAGUUCUGAUGGCUACAGCACAUACAGAUACCACGUCAGUGGUGAUGAGUUAACAUAUGAUGACAGUAUCGCUCCUAUGUCACCAGCCCUGGGAUUGCGUAAAAAAGUCCUUUCUGCUGGUACAAAAGAAGAGGGAGCAGACCCAAAAAUGCUCCUCCCAGAACAUCAGACUGGUCUUCAUUAUGCAUCCAGUGCUAAUGCAGUCAAUAUAGCAGAUUACAAUAAAUCUACACUAGAAAUUGCACAGAAUGUUUCCAGACCCCGGUCUAGUUCAGGUGGUUUUGGUGAUGUAAAGCUGGGGAUGUUCAAAAGUGAUGAAAUGGUUCAUCAAAGGAUAAACCAGAUGGAUGUUAUGAACAGACAGUCAGUACCAAGAUCAGAGUAUCAGAACACUCAGUUAAAAUUAGCACGGACUAAGUUAGAGGCAGCCAUCUCUUAUCCCUUGGACAAAUCUAAAGCCAUGCGCUAUUAUCCUCCAGAAACUUUCAGUGCUUGUCAAACCACUAUGAUGAAGUCAAGGAGCUUUAUAUUUGCACAGGGUGGAAAGCUGGUUGGAGGAGUUAACAACUGGGCCACGGAGUACAGUACCAUCUUGGAUCAAGUGUGCCCUGCUACAGUUGAACAGUGGGCUGCAGAGUGGAAAUACGAAGUUGAGCAGCAGCUUUCCCAGGAACGUCCUCCAGAAUACCCUGGGUUUAGCUCUGAAGCAGAAAGGCAAGCAGAGCAGAAGCAGUUACAGACGGACACAGAUGAUGACAGUGAUGUUGGUGAAGCAGUUACUAAUACUUCUAACACCUCUACGCCUGCCACGGUCAAAACUGAGACAGAGAACUUACUAUCAGUAAAGCCAGAGAGGACUUACGAGUUCCCAUCACUACGAUCAAAAAGUUUGCACAGCCACUCUCGGAAAGCGAAGUCUAUAAAGGACAAAUUAAAUAGACCAGGACAUGCCAGCAGUGUAUCUAACCUAGUGGUAGCCUGUGGCAGUGCAACAGAAGAGCAGAAASCAAGGCAAGCAAAUCCAUCCACUGAAACUGAAUGUUAAAGUGGCUCUUGGCCCUUGUUUUAUCAGCAGUUGGGAAAGCAGUGUGGCUAAUUGGCCAAAUUAUUGAAUGGAGUGUUAAUGAAUUUCUGCCAAAGAAUUUGGCAUGUAUUUGUUUCCUCUCAUUUUGGACAUAAAUGUUCUGUUCUUGAAUAAAUACUUGCUGGAUCAGGUAAAUGGUAAUUGUCCUCUCAGGGACAGAUAUAAAAGCGGGCACAGACCUCGGCUAUUAAGGGUAUUGAUCUUUUUUGGUCCCAUUUCCAGUUCUCUCAUAAGCUUAUUUACUGGCAGGCUCUUCAUA